AUGCAUCCCUGGAAGCAGUUCGCGCUGACUGCACUGCCGUGUUUCCCAGCUGCCUUGGGACAGAGCGUUCUGGAUCUGAGCGGUGAUGGGUGGACGGUUAGUAGCAAGGCACUGAAUAUCAGUGUUCCCGGUCGUGUUCCUUCACAGGCACAUCUAGACUUAUUUGCUGCUGGUGCCAUUGACGAUCCUUAUUAUGGGUUGAAUGACUUCAAUUUGCGUUGGAUUGGUAACAACAAUUGGACCUACACAAGUAAACCGAUCCAAGGCUUAUCAAGCAAUUCCAAGUCGGCGUGGCUUGUGUUCGACGGUUUAGAUACCUUCACUACAAUCGAGUUUUGUGGCCAGUUCAUUGGGACCACCGAGAACCAAUUCCGACAAUACAGCUUCGACAUCUCCGAUGCUUUGAGUAAAUGCAAAGGCUCGCCAUCUGUGUCUCUUCACUUCGGAAGCGCCAUCAAAAUUGCCAAUGAUAUUGCUGCCCAGCCGGAUGCUCCCCAAUGGCCAGCCGGAGUUCAAGGAACAUUUGAAUUCCCUAACCGCUGGUUCAUCCGCAAAGAACAGUCCGACUUUGGCUGGGAUUGGGGCCCAGCCUUCUCGCCAGCCGGACCAUGGCAAAAGGUUUUCCUCGUACAAUUCGAGAAUAAAGAAGGAGCCUAUGUUCUCAAUACCGAUCUUGACAUCUACCGGAAAGAUCAAAUCAAUCAUAUAGCACCUGAUCAAAGUCAGCCAUGGGUUGUAAACGCGAGUAUCGACUAUUUGGGAUCUCUCCCUAGCAAGCCAUCGAUGGCGUUCGAAAUCAAGGAGCUUGGGUCCGGCAAGGUACUGAAGUCCGGAUUGCUUAACAACGUCGUCGCCACCGGGAAAACUAUCACAGGUAACACCCUGGUUGAUGCAGAUGCAGCCAACCUGUGGUGGCCUACAGGCCUGGGCAAGCAAAACCUGUACAAUAUCACAGUAACAAUCCAAGACGGCAAGCAGGACUUGGCAAGUGUCACUAAGCGCACCGGAUUCCGCACCAUCUUUCUCAACCGAUCCAACAUUACUGAAGAGCAAUUAGCACAGGGAGUUGCUCCCGGUGCGAACUGGCAUUUUGAAGUGAAUGGCCAUGAAUUCUACGCCAAAGGAUCCAAUCUCAUUCCGCCAGACGUUUUCUGGCCCCGAGUCACCGAAGCCAAGAUGCAGCGACUAUUUGACGCGGUCGUCGUCGGAAAUCAAAACAUGCUCCGAGUCUGGUCUUCAGGUGCUUAUCUUCCAGACUUCAUGUACGAUCUUGCUGAUGAGCGUGGUGUCCUGCUCUGGAGCGAGUUCCAAUUCAGUGAUGCUUUAUAUCCAACAGACCAACCAUUCUUGGACAAUGUCGCUGCUGAGGUUGUGUACAAUGUACGACGCGUGAACCACCAUCCCUCCCUCGCCUUGUGGGCCGGUGGAAACGAGAUUGAAAGCUUGGAAUUACCCGAAGCCAAGCAGAAGGCACCAGAACAAUACGCCGACUACGUAGGCGACUACGAGCACCUCUUCAUCACAUUGAUCCUUCCCCUCGUUUACGAGAACUCACGCUCAAUAUCAUACAUGCCCAGCAGCACAAACAACGGUUUCCUGGAAGUCGACCUUUCCGCCAAAAUCCCCAUGGUCGAGCGCUACGAUAACGGCACAGACGCAGAGGGUUACUAUUACGGAGAUACAGAUUAUUACAACUACGACAGCAGUGUCGCCUUUGACUUCGAUGGCUAUCCAGUAGGACGUUUCGCCAACGAAUUCGGAUAUCACAGCAUGCCAAGUUUACAAACCUGGCAGCAAGCCGUCGACGACGAAGACCUCCACUUCAACAGCAGCACCAUCAUGCUCCGAAACCAUCACUACCCGGCCAAUGGUCCGGAUACCCAUAAUUAUAAGAAUACCUCCAUGGGCAUGGGCGAGAUGACACUAGCCGUUCAGCGAUACUAUCCAACACCGGACAAACACGACUCCGUCGCGAACUUCAGUGCUUGGUGUCAUGCGACGCAACAUUUCCAGGCUGAUAUGUACAAGUCCGAGAUCCAGUUCUACCGGCGUGGCAGUGGCAUGCCUGAGCGGCAGCUUGGUUCUUUGUAUUGGCAACUGGAGGAUAUCUGGCAGGCGCCUACGUGGGCUGGGAUUGAGUAUGAUGGGCGCUGGAAGGUGCUCCAUUAUGUUGCGCGUGAUAUAUUCAAGCCGGUCAUUGUUUCUCCGUUUUGGAAUUCUUCGACUGGAGAUUUGGAUUUGUAUGUCACUUCGGAUCUUUGGGAAGAUGUUCGUGGAAAUGUCAGUCUUUCUUGGGUUAAUUUGGCUGGGAAGCCUAUUCCCGGGAAUGCUGGAACGCCGAAAAGCAAAACGUUUUCUGUUGGGGGGUUGAAUACGACGAACAUCUAUUCGACUAAUGUGUCGAAGCUUUCUCUGUCGAAUACGAAAGAUGCGGUUUUGGUCAUUGAUCUUGUUGCGCAGGGUCAUCUUCCUAAUUCUGAGACCGGGGGGUUGACUACGUUCACACAUCGGAAUCAGUUUACGCCUGUCUAUCCGAAAGACUUGGAACUGAAAGAUCCUAAGCUCAGUCUAUCGCAUGAUGCCAAGACUGGCGUUUUCACGGUUGAGGCGAAGAGUGCAGCCUCACUGUACACAUGGAUUGACUACCCCGCCGGUGUAGUGGGUUACUUUGAGGAUAACUCAUUCACCCUGAUUCCUGGUGAGAAGAAGACUGUUAAGUUCGUGGCCCAGAAGGACGAGACUGGAGGCAAGUGGGUGAAUGAUGUUACUGUGCGAAGUAUGUGGGAUCAAACCACGUCUUGA
Messenger RNA from Penicillium nucicola, 2802 nucleotides. RefSeq lists its product as uncharacterized. The record is from RefSeq and is a predicted model, not a curated record. Gene Ontology annotation, molecular function: beta-mannosidase activity. Gene Ontology annotation, biological process: carbohydrate metabolic process; glycoprotein catabolic process. The transcript is spliced from 5 exons. The coding region runs from base 1 to 2802 and encodes 933 amino acids. Lineage: Eukaryota; Fungi; Ascomycota; Eurotiomycetes; Eurotiales; Aspergillaceae.